Maniola jurtina (meadow brown) is the source of this 2291-nucleotide messenger RNA. Its product is annotated as suppressor of lurcher protein 1-like. Gene Ontology annotation, cellular component: plasma membrane. NCBI's taxonomy places the organism in Eukaryota, Metazoa, Arthropoda, Insecta, Lepidoptera, Nymphalidae. The record is from RefSeq and is a predicted model, not a curated record. The transcript has 15 exons. Bases 338 to 2230 code for a protein of 630 amino acids.
UCAUCAUAUCAGUAUACGGCAUGGAACUAGACGCGAACGGACGUCUACGCCGUAGCGCCUCGUAGCUCCCACCUCGUAGCUCUACGUAAUCCGUAUUAACCUUAUUUGUAGACAAAUUGAAUUUAAAAACCACUCCGGUCCUUUGAAGUAUUGGGUAUUGACGUUUUUGUGCUCUCGUUAAGAGUAAAGUUUGUUAAAGUUCACUUACCUACUCUUCAGUGUUAUUGAAUUUGUUUUGUUUAAAGUAGAAGAGACUUUGAAAGUUAUCCUGGACUAAGUUUUUGUUUUUCUAUUAUAAAGAAGAUCUUAUCGACAGCUGUGCGAUAAAUGAUUCGCAAUGCAGCCAAGAGGAUUUAAAAAUAUGAAGGCAUCAACGGCGCUAAUCCUGCUGGUUCACUUAUCUCUUCACACCGUUGAUGAGGGACAUGCCAUAAAUCCCAGUUGUUCGUGCAUACGCUUCACGUCCACGCAUGGCAAAGAGCGUGGCACGUUCAGCAGUCCAGACUACCCACGCCCCUACCCUCGCAGCGUCUGCCUGCUGUACACCUUCCUCGCUGAGCCGCACCAGAUCGUCGAACUCGUCUUCACGGACUUCGAUAUUUACAAGGAGCACUUAGAUUGCACGCGAGGUGACUACAUCAAAGUCUACUCAGAAGGUGGAGUCCACGGUCCUGGGCCGCCCGGGAUCAACGAGUACUCUUCCUGGUCCAGGAUCCUUUGCGGGAACAGGGCUGAUGCUCCUCCAGCGUUAUAUUCCCAUGGACCAGUGAUGGUAUUAGAGUUGAAAAGUGGAGAGAAACCAUCAAACGCGUCGGGUUUCAUCGGAACAUACAGGUUUAUAGAUAGGCGUAAUUUUGAAACGGACGGUGUGAAGGUUACGGACACGCAGUGUGACUACGUGUUUGCGUCGCAGAGUGACAGACCAUCUCAUGGCAGGCUCUACAGUCCCCGAUACCCUUCCAGCUACCCCAGCAAUGUACGCUGCAAUUAUCAUUUUAACGCAAGAAAACACGAAAGGAUCAAAUUAGUGUUUGAAGAAUCUUAUUUACAGAAAGGAGAUGAAAGUUGCCUAAAUCGAGCUGACAUUAUAAAGGUGUUUGAUGGACGAAUCUCUACGGCGCCGGUCAUUGCAAUUCUUUGCAAUGAAAUUGUAGGUUACGAAAUUUUAUCAACGGGACCAGACCUUUUGGUUCAAUUCACGUCGAACUCCGAUACACCGGGACAGGGGUUUAAAGCAAGUUACCAAUUUCUAAUGGAGGAUAACUCUAGCGCAGGUCUCGAAAGUAAUAAGAAAUCGAGUACAGGAGAAACAUCAUCUGCUAUGGGCCCUGCCGUUAGCGCUGCAACAUCAUCCUGCGAUCAAGUAUUCAGGUCCGAUAAGAGCCGUAACGGGAAAUUGAUCUCCCCUUUGUACCCGUCGCCGUACCCUCCCAACACGCAAUGUCAUUAUGACUUUCUGGCGCGAGGGAGGGAGCGCGUGCGAUUAGUGUUCGAGGACUUCAGCCUGCAGAGGGUCACGGGCAGCAUUAUCGACUGUGAAAGUAUGGACUCGCUGGAUGUGUUUUUAUACGUGGACGGGCGCCUGGAGAAAAUGGCCUCAUAUUGUGGCAAUGACGUGCCCAAGCCUAUAAUGUCGAAUGGACCAAAACUAUCGAUGGACUUCAGGGGCAUAUACUCGUCUAGAUACAGCCGAGGGUUCAAAAUAUCCUAUUAUUUUGUUGAAGAUUAUGCUAUCGCUACGGGGAAGCAGCUUCCGGAAUUUCCAUGUGCCUUCGUAUACAAUAGCACGGAGCGUCGUAAGGGUGCGAUGACGUCACCAAACCACCCCGGCCUCUACCCGAGGGAUACUGAGUGCAAUUAUUUCUUCUACGCGCGGAAGAACGAACGUGUACACGUUCAUUUUACUCAUUUUGACGUCGAGGGAGUCGUACCAUGCGAAGCUGUGUCAGCGAGCGACUACGUGCAGUUCUCAAGUCAGAUGAUUGAUACACGAAGCCGGAGGUACUGCGGGCAGCUGCGCGAACUUCAGCUCGCUUCGGAAGGCAAUUUCCUGCGAAUCACGUUCCGCUCCAAUGACCGCCUCGAUGGGACCGGCUUCCGAGCUGAAUACAUAUUUCUGAAGGACACCGAAAUGCAAAGGGCUAGGACUGAUUCUAGUGGUACUCCUGCCCACGACUCAGCAUGGUUUUGGCGGUUUAUCAGUUUACUGCUGAUAGCAACAAAGUUAUAAGAACCCCGAAACUUCCAUAUAGUAAAAUAAUAAUGUUGUUAAGAGAAAAUAAAAACUAUUG